Musa acuminata subsp. malaccensis (wild Malaysian banana) is the source of this 593-nucleotide messenger RNA. Its product is annotated as expansin-B18. Lineage: Eukaryota; Viridiplantae; Streptophyta; Magnoliopsida; Zingiberales; Musaceae. The record is from RefSeq and is a predicted model, not a curated record. Gene Ontology annotation, cellular component: extracellular region. Gene Ontology annotation, biological process: sexual reproduction.
UUCUUCCUCCUCCAGCUCCAAGCAUUUGCUUAGUAGCCAUGGCCUUCUCACUUCCUCAUCACUCUUCUCUUCUUGUCUUCGUCGCACUGCUAGCCUUCCUUUCCCUCCUUGGCCAAUGCGCCUGCCGCAAACUCCUCAACUCGUCUGCCGUAGCCGGGGCCACCUGGUCCUCAGCCGGAGCCACCUGGUAUGGAACAGCCAACGGCGCCGGAAGUGACGGUGGCGCAUGUGGAUAUGGUGGUGCAGUCGCUACGGCUCCGUUUUCGUCCAUGAUAGCAGCAGGAAGUCCUUCGAUCUACAAGUCGGGCAAGGGAUGCGGUGCUUGCUACCAGGUUCUGUGCACGACGAACGACGCGUGCUCCGGAGACCCGGUGACCGUCGUCAUCACGGACGAGUGCCCCGGCGGGCCGUGUCUUGCCGAGCCCGUCCACUUCGACCUCAGCGGGACCGCCUUCGGGGCUAUGGCGAAGCCUAGCCAAGGCGACCAGCUUCGCAACGCAGGCGUCCUUCAAGUACAGUACUCCAGAGUGCAGUGCAGCUACCCGGGCUUCGACGUCACCUUCAAGGUGGAUGCGGGAUCCAACCCAAACUAC